Molecule: messenger RNA, 3183 nt
Organism: Klebsormidium nitens
Lineage: Eukaryota; Viridiplantae; Streptophyta; Klebsormidiophyceae; Klebsormidiales; Klebsormidiaceae
Source: the annotation of a GenBank genome assembly
CUGCACGCCAGGCCCAGUCAUCGUAGCGUGGGGCACGCCGCACGAGCCUGUACAAGGCUGUAUAGAGCGCCCGCACUGGCAGCUGGACCCAAGUGGCUGCGAGGUGGUUGUUCUGGGUGGCUGUGAACUGAUUGCAAAGCCUGUGGAAGUGCUCAGGCUGCAGGGCAUUGUACGCACAGUUGCUGGGGAGAGGGUGGUAGGCCCUGGUGGCCAUGGCGCCUCGUAAGGGGCCACCUCAGGAAGUGGCUGAUGAAGAAGCACAGGGGCCCCUCCAGGCAAUUCUGCUGGCCGACAGCUUCGCUCAAAAAUUCAAGCCUAUAACCUUGGAACGGCCGAAGAUGCUCCUCCCUGUUGCGAACGUCCCCAUGAUCGACUACACGCUGGAGUGGCUGGCGUCAGCCGGGGUGGAGGACGUCCUAGUGUUCUGCUGCGCGCACGCCCGCCAGAUCCAGGCGUACAUAGAGACCUCCAAGUGGAAGAAGCAACCCAACUUCCAUGUGACGCCCAUCGUCUCGCACAACUCCAUGAGCGCGGGGGAGGCGCUGCGCUUAAUAGAUGAAAAGAAUUUGAUACGAAAUGAUUUCAUCCUGAUUUCGGGAGACACGAUCAGCAACAUGUCGCUGGACGCGGUACUGGCAGAGCACAAGGCGCGCAGGGCCAAGGACAAGCAGGCCAUCAUGACCAUGGUGGUUAAGCAGGCCAAACCCGACCCGGUUACGCACCUGACCAGGCUGGGCAAUGAGGAGCUGCUGGCUGCAAUUGACCCGCAAACCAAACAGCUGCUGCUGUACGAUCACGGCAAAGAGAGCGGGGGUCGGGAAGGCAGCAAGGGCGGGCAGUACUUGGGCCUGGAGCGCGCGAUGUUUGAGGGUCGGCAGGCGGUGCAGCUGCGCACGGACCUGGAGGACUGCUUCAUCGACAUCUGCGCGCCCGAGGUGCUCAUGCUCUUCACCGACAACUUCGACUACCAGCACCUUCGCCGCGACUUCGUCAAGGGGCUCCUCAGCGACGAGAUCAUGGGCAACAAGAUCUACACGUACGAGUUGACCCGCGAGUACGCUGCCCGGAUCGACAAUCUGCGGUCGUAUGACACUGUCAGCAAGGACGUCAUCCACCGCUGGGCGUACCCGUUCGUGCUCGACACCAUGUUCGGCAACCGGCCCGUCAACGUCAAGCUGGGCCGGACCAACAUCUAUAAGGAGGAAGACUUGAAAAUUGCUCGGACGGCCGUGAUUGGCGAAAACACGGUCCUGGGCGAGAAGACGGUGGUCGGCGAGCGGACAAUCAUCCAGAACUCAGUGAUCGGCAGCAACUGCGUCAUCGGCGCCAACGUGCGCAUCUACGGGUCGUACGUCUGGAACGACGUCAAGAUCGGGAACGGCGCGGUGCUGACGUCAGCGGUGGUGUGCGACAAUGUGCUGGUGAAGGACAAGGCGGUGGUGGAGCCGGGGGCCGUCCUCUCCUUCAAGGUGGAGGUCGGGGGCGGCUUCCGGGUGCCCGCAUACUCGCGCAUCUCGAUGCUGGCGCAGCCGAUGGAGGAUGACGACAGCGACGAGGAGCUGGAGUACGACCAGGCGGGCGUCGGCGGCGCAGACGCGCACAAAGGCUCUGAUGAUGAGGAAUCAGAGGGGGCAGCAGUGGUGCCGAUCUCCUGGAAUCCAGAAGAGGUGGGCGUGGCGGGCAAGGGGUGUCGUUGGGCCAUGGUGCGCGAGGGCGCCGAGGACGACGAGUGGAAGCAGUCGGUGGCGCCGAUCCCCGCCGCCAAGCUGGCCGACCUGGCAGCGGCCGCGGCGGAGGACAACAGCAGGGACGAGAACGCGAUGGACGUCAGCCGCAGCGCGCGCGCGUCGGCGCAGGGGGACGAGGAGACGGACGAGGAGGACCAGGACAGCGAGUUCCUCAAGGAGGUGGGCGGGACGUUCCGGCGGGGCGUGGUAGAGAAGAUCAAGCAGGAGAACGUGCAACUGGAGAUCAACGGCCUCAAGCUGGCCUACAACAAGACGUUCGCCGAGUGCGCGAGCGGGGUGUUCAAGACGAUGCUCGUCAUGACGCUCGAGGGCAAGCCCGCCUCACCAGCUGCCACGCUGACGGCGCUGAAGAAGCUGCUAACGCAAUGGGGCUCGCUUCUCAAAAAGUUUCUCACGGGCGAGGAGGACGAGGCGGAGGUGCUGCUGACGUUGGAGGAGGCCUGCGAAGAGAAGCCCACCCGGGACUUCGGCCCGCUGUUUGCAAAGGUCGCCCAGUUGCUAUAUGACGAGGACGUGCUUUCGGAGGAGGGGCUGUUUCAGUGGGAGGGCGAGAAGCGAUACGCGGAUGAAAGCGACAAAAAGUACCUCAACCAGUGCAAGAUCUUCCUCACGUGGCUGCGCGAGGCGGACGAGGAGAGCGAGGAAGAGUCUGACGACGAUUCGCCGCUACCCGCGAAAGCGAAGGCGGCCGCGGCGCCGGUGGAGCACUCCGAGGACGAGGAUGAGGCCGACGUCGCUGACGUCAGCGGUGAGAAGGCGCGCGUCAGCCGGGCGGAUAGCCCGGAGAGCCGCUCCCCGACCACCAGCAUCAGCGGUGACCACGCUGGAAGCCCCGGGCCGCAAAAAGCAAAAGGAUCGGCGGGACGUAAGCAGGCGGAGGUGGAGGGGCCGAGCGUAAAACGGGAUCUGUCGUUCCAGUUGCAAGAUUUGGAGGAUGAUGAGGCGCGGAGGAACGGAGAGACGACGGACGAGGAAGAGGAAGAGGUUUUGAGUGAGGUGGGGUCUGCCGGGAAGCGGGGCGGCGCGCUGGCGAAGGUGGCGGAGGAGGAGGAGCGAGAAGGGCCGACCACUCUGCCGCCGAGUUCGAUUGACUAUGAAAACGAUGGAAAGUACUUGAAAGGGAGUGCCUCGUCAGAGGACGAGGAGACGCGGGAGGUCCGGCAGCCUAUAAAGCACGACCAAGCGGUCGACAGGAGAAAGUCGGGCGACAGUCAGAGUGUCCAGAGCCGCGGUCCAGACGAGUCUUUGAGAGACGCUUGAUUGUGCCCUGGCAGUACUUGGCUCCCUGGCUCCGAGACUGUGCAAAGACAGACCAAGAGUAGUCGUUUUUUACAUGAGGCUUUGCGCUGCUCCCUAUCUCGCAUGAAGACAAGUGGCACCUGUAUGUGCAUUCCGCCCACAUGAUGUCGGACCAUUGUGGUCCCAAGCCCUCUUC